Molecule: messenger RNA, 756 nt
Organism: Liolophura sinensis
Lineage: Eukaryota; Metazoa; Mollusca; Polyplacophora; Chitonida; Chitonidae
Product: D(1A) dopamine receptor-like
Exons: 1
Coding region: 1-756 (251 amino acids)
Biological process (GO): G protein-coupled receptor signaling pathway
Cellular component (GO): membrane
Molecular function (GO): G protein-coupled receptor activity
Source: RefSeq, a predicted model, not a curated record
AUGGCCGGCCUUUUGAAUCCCAAAAAGCUAGAUCCCGGGAAAAUCAAUGAAUGCACUUUCAUCGUCGUUGUUCUUCUGGCAUUUCCUUGUGUCUCCGUUCUGCACAUGACAGUCGUAGCCUUGGAAAGAUAUGUAACCAUCAUGUACCCUCUUCGGCACUUCGUUAUUCUCUCCCGCCGCAAUCUCGUACUUGCGGUCGUCCUUUGUUGGGUAUCACCUCUUCUGGGAUUUAGCAUUGCAGGAACAGUUUGGCACAAAAUCGAGAGAAACACGGAGAACUCUACCAAUUUUGUCUGUUCUUUGGAUCUCGUUACGCCUUGUUCUGUUCUGUAUUUCCUAUCAGCCGGCGUGGUCGUGUUUUACGGCUUAGCCGUCGUCUUAUACGUGAGGAUUUUCCGUGUUGCCAUAAAACAGGUGCGGCGUGUGGCAAGCCAGACGAUGACGACAACGUCCGAAAAUGGUCAUCGGGCUAAGAUAAUACGGAGUCAGGUUAAGGUGGCGUUUCUGAUGUUCAUGACGGCAGGUGUCUUCACCAUCUCUUAUCUACCCCUGAGUAUCAGCCUAUCAACGCUGUGCACCGAUACUGGUGAACUGCGAGAUUACAAAAUCUUCAAGGUGUUUAGCUUCUUGGCCUUUCUGAAUUCUGGUCUCAAUCCGUUGAUCUACGGUCUGGGCAACAGACCCAUUCGACAAGGCUUUGUUACCUGUUGCUCAGAUUGGAAACGACGAACUUUCUCCAGAACAAGGAGAGUUUAG